This is a messenger RNA of Chrysemys picta bellii (western painted turtle), 2062 nucleotides long. It is a transcript of the gene NHERF2, whose product is annotated as NHERF family PDZ scaffold protein 2. NCBI's taxonomy places the organism in Eukaryota, Metazoa, Chordata, Testudines, Emydidae. The record is from RefSeq and is a predicted model, not a curated record. Gene Ontology annotation, biological process: protein localization to plasma membrane. Gene Ontology annotation, molecular function: signaling receptor binding; protein-membrane adaptor activity. Gene Ontology annotation, cellular component: apical plasma membrane.
UGGGAGCCGUAAGCAGCGGGGAGGAGGCGCUGCAGCCCCAGUAACAGCGGCGGGGGCCGGAGCAGUCAAAGCCGCGGGCAGGAGAACAGCCGCCCGGGUCUGCAGCCGAGUCGGUGCGCCGGAGCCGGAGGGGCCGAGCGGGACACCCGAGGGGCUGGUGCAGGGGACCCCAGAGGCGGGCGGAGGACGCAGCAUGGCCCCGCUCGGCGGCGGCAGCAGCAGCAGCCCGGCUCCUGCCUCUGCGCCUCUCCGCGCGUAAGGGGCCCCGUCUCGCCAGGUGCGCCGGAGAGAGGCGCAGGCAGGGAGCGCGCCAGCCGCACAGCCCCGCACCGCCCCGGGGCCGGGGAGCUGCGGCCACUUGUUCAUCCCGCCGGGGUCCCUCGGCCCUGCGCCUCCAGCUGCGGCGCUCCGGGCUCGGCGCCCGGGCACCGAGGUUGCCCCCGGGGAGCUCCCGCUGCGCGCGGCUGGAAGGGCCCCAGCCAUGGCCAAGGACCCGCUGAAGCCCCGGCUCUGCCACAUGAUCAAGGGGGAGACCGGCUACGGCUUCCACCUGCACGGCGAGAAGGGCAAGAGCGGCCAGUUCAUCCGCAAAGUGGAGCCCGGCUCCCCGGCCGAGGCGGCGGCGCUGCGCGCUGGGGACCGGGUGGUGGAGGUGAACGGGGUGAACGUGGAGAAGGAGACGCACCACCAGGUGGUGCAGCGCAUCAAAGCGGUGGAGUCUGAGACCCGCCUGCUGGUGGUGGAUAAGGAGACAGACGAAUACCUGUGCGGCCUGCGGCUGACGUGCACUGAGGAGAUGGCGCACGCCGGGAUCCCGGUGAACUCCAACGCGUCGCCAGCCAAAUCGCCCGGCAGCGACAACGGAGACGUUUGGAAACCGCAGCUGGAGCUGAGCGGCGGGAGCCUCCGGAGUCACUCGUCGCACAGCUUCACCUCGGAGAGCGGGAAGAAGGAUGUCAAUGGACCAACACAGGAGCUGCGUCCGCGUCUCUGUCACCUUAAGAAAGGCCCCAGUGGCUACGGGUUCAACCUCCACAGUGAAAAGUCCAGACCUGGGCAGUUCAUCCGUUCGGUAGAUCCCGAUUCACCAGCCUCUAAAGCGGGCCUCCGACCUCAGGACAAGCUUGUCGAGGUGAACGGGAUAAAUGUGGAAGGCAUGAAACACUCCGAGGUUGUGUCAAACAUCAAGGCCAAGGAGAACGAAGCCAAGCUCCUAGUGGUGGAUCCCGAAACGGAUGAAUACUUCAAGAAACUGGGGAUAAUCCCCACGGAGGAGCACAUCAAAGGUGGAGUGCCUCAGCCUAUUACUAACGGGUCUGCACAAACCCAGCUGAACGGAGGAUCCAUGUCUUCAUCCCAUAGUGAUCUUCAAAGUCCUGAGAAGGAAUCAGAGGAGGGAGAGUCUGAGAAGAAGGACCCAUUUGAGGAAAGUGGCCUGAACCUGAGCCCGACUGCGGCAGAGGCCAAGGAGAAAGCGCGCGCCAAGCGGGUGAACAAGAGGGCUCCGCAGAUGGACUGGAACAAGAAACGGGAGAUUUUCAGCAACUUCUGAGCCAGGACGGCAGGUCUUCCCCUUCUCCCCACCCUCCAAACUGAACAUCUCCAACGCGCACCAGCCCCCUUCCUGGCUGUCGACCCAAGACGCUUUGUGCUCUGCUCUUCAUUGGUCGCUUUUUGCAAGGCAAAUUUUUUACAAAGGGUCGUUUAUGGACAAGUGAUUCCAGUAGAAAGAUGACCAAAGCUCCUCUCAGCACUUACCCGGCUGCCUGCGGUUCCCACAUUGCUGCUGAAGAAAGACUGGAAAGAUUUCAGUUUUCCUUCUUACCUGCUUUAUUUCAGUUUUUACUAUUUUGAGCUUCCCCCAGCCGCAGAAUCCCUGGUGGGAUAUUAUGCAUUCCUGUUUAAAAGCCUCGCGCCGAGGGCUCCCAAAGGGCAAACUCUUAUUCGUUUCAAUUCAAAAUAAUCUAGUUUGUUUAAAAAAAAAAAAAUUGAAAAAAAUCCCACUCUGAGCUACAGUGUUGAAUACUCACAAGGUGGGAGAUUGGUCAGUGGCUAUACAUUU